Molecule: messenger RNA, 834 nt
Organism: Panicum hallii
Lineage: Eukaryota; Viridiplantae; Streptophyta; Magnoliopsida; Poales; Poaceae
Product: superoxide dismutase [Cu-Zn] 2-like
Exons: 7
Coding region: 94-807 (237 amino acids)
Biological process (GO): removal of superoxide radicals
Molecular function (GO): copper ion binding; superoxide dismutase activity
Source: RefSeq, a predicted model, not a curated record
CGUGUAUUUGUGUCGGACAAAACGGCGAAAAAAGAGAGCGGCAGAGAGGAGCCGACGAAGCCGAACCAGUGCCGGCACGGCGGACGGAGAAACAUGGCAGGGAAAGCCGGCGGACUCAAGGGGGUUGCCCUCAUCGGCGGCGGGGCCAACAGCACGGUCUCCGGCGCCCUACACUUCUUCCAGGACCCCACCACCGGGUACACCGAGGUGAGGGGCAAGGUCACGGGCCUGGCUCCGGGCAUGCAUGGAUUCCACAUCCACGUCUUCGGCGACACCACCAACGGCUGCAACUCCACCGGGCCCCAUUUUAACCCUCACAAUAAGCCCCAUGGAGCACCAUUUGAUGAUGAACGACAUGUGGGUGACUUGGGAAACAUAGCAGCCAACAAAGAUGGAGUUGCAGAAGUGUUCAUAAGGGACCUACAGAUUUCAUUGAGUGGGCCUCAUUCCAUACUGGGAAGGGCAGUUGUUGUUCAUGCUGAUCCUGAUGAUCUAGGGAGGGGUGGCCAUGAACUCAGCAAGUCAACAGGAAAUGCAGGAGCUAGAAUUGGAUGUGGUAAAGACAAAGCCUUUCUGUAUUGUUGCAAGCUGCAGGUAUCAUUGGAAUUCAGUCUUCAGUUUAACAAGUACCAGCUUAGUUCCAUCAGAAAAAAAAGGACCAAAGGAUAUGUCAUGGUAUAUGCAGAUAGUGCGGAGACAUGGAAACGAUGUGCAUUGUUCUGGACCUGGACCAUUUCAAGACUAAACAUUUUAGUACCCUUACUGUCUUCAGUGAUGUAUACAAUAAUCUUAUUACUAUCGGAAUAAGAAGAAAAUUGCCAGUAGAUUCUUGCA